Molecule: messenger RNA, 807 nt
Organism: Daldinia loculata
Lineage: Eukaryota; Fungi; Ascomycota; Sordariomycetes; Xylariales; Hypoxylaceae
Exons: 7
Coding region: 1-807 (268 amino acids)
Source: RefSeq, a predicted model, not a curated record
AUGGGCGUGGGAAAGAGAUUUGCCAAGGAUCAAUGGUGGGAAGCGAGAAAUCCCCUUGCCACCUCCAAUGGGCUCUCAUUCCAGGAUAACACUGUGCUGGUAACAGGGGCUAAUUCCGCUUUAGGCGCAUCACCUUUUAUCCUAGCUGUCCGAUCAACCGAAAAGGGUGAAGCAGCGAAAGCGGCUAUCCAACGAGAAACAGGAUGUUCCGGCGAAAUUAUCCUUAUGACGGUUGAUUUAUCGACUUUCGCGUCUGUUAAAGAAUUUGCCAGGCGCUUGGACCAACGAGUAUCGAAGCUCGAUGUACCUAGCUCUUCUUUGUGCUGCGUAUUAUCAAAUACGCUCCUAGUCUUGCUUAUUCUCCCGAAGCUGCGUGCGAGCACUACUGAAUCAGAUCACAAUGCUCUACCGCAUCUAUGCUUUCUCAAUAGCUUGGCCUCUCACAGAAGCUCAAUCAAUGACCCUUUUAAAUUUGAUAUUACAGCUCAGUAUUAUCUAGUGAAGCUAGCCGCAUUCUUCGCCAUACAAGGGAUUAUCGAGCAGCUUAAAGAGCGUGGAGAAGCUGAUGGAAUAAUCAUCAAUGCCUGCUGUCCCGGCUUGUGUAAAACAAAAAUGCCGCGCGACUUUCCUCUAGCUGGGAGCCACACUCUCGUCAGCGCUACCGGGUUGGGUCCAGAGAGCAGUGGGAAGCUGUGGAGAAAUGACAAGUAUACCGAGCCGGGAGAGGUAUUAGAUAGUGAACGUGGCCGCGAACUCUAUCGGGAAACCUGGCACGAAAUUCUGUCUAUUCUACAAAAACAUCUUUAA